This is a messenger RNA of Lolium rigidum, 714 nucleotides long. RefSeq names its product histidine-containing phosphotransfer protein 1-like. Gene Ontology annotation, molecular function: protein histidine kinase binding; histidine phosphotransfer kinase activity. Bases 44 to 478 code for a protein of 144 amino acids. NCBI's taxonomy places the organism in Eukaryota, Viridiplantae, Streptophyta, Magnoliopsida, Poales, Poaceae. The transcript is spliced from 6 exons. The record is from RefSeq and is a predicted model, not a curated record. Gene Ontology annotation, biological process: cytokinin-activated signaling pathway; phosphorelay signal transduction system; phosphorylation. Gene Ontology annotation, cellular component: nucleus; cytoplasm.
CUCACUUCCUGCUCGCUAGCUCGAGUCGACGCUUCAGGUAGCCAUGGCAGCCACGAUGAAGCUCAGCACCCUUGGUUAUGCAGCCAGCAUGUUAAGCACGGGUUUGUUCGACGAGCAGUUCCAGAAGUUGCUUCUGCUCCAGAACAAGAGCGACCCGAACUUCGUUACCGAGACCAUCACCAUGUUCUGCGAGGACGGCGAGCAGACCAUUGGUGAGCUCACCAAGCAGCUGGGCAAGCAAUGCGUGAACUUCGACGAGGUAGCUGCUUUUGUGCAUAAGCUUGAGGGCUGCUGUGCAAGUGUUGGUGCUAAGAGAGUGAAGAAUACCUGCAUUCAGUUCCUUGAGUUUUGCAAGGAGAAGAGCAGAGAUGGGUGCCUGAAGACACUGGAUACUCUGAGGGUUGUUUUCGAUGAAGUGAGCGGCAAGUUUAAGGAUAUGCUUCAGCUGGAGCAGCAGCAAGCCGGAGCAACAAAGUAAGAGCCACAUGUUGGGACGGCACUACUGCCUUUGAAGUUGUAGAACAACAUUUGCUUCUUUGAGGUCGCCUGAAGCUGCUUAUCGGCAAACUGGUCAUUUAGCGUCGCCGAUAUCUGUGUUACUCUCGGCAGUGUCAUUUUUAAUUCUCAGUGGUUAAAUAACAAUUAUCCGCCGUCAUUUUGCGGAUCGUCAGUGAUUAAUCUGGCUGCUCAGUUCUGGCAAGCCAGUUUCGGUGG